AUGGACAGUCUUCAAAUUCCGGACAACUCCUACGCCGGUCCUUCUCGGCACCAUGGCGCUUCGCGUCCUGUGUCGGUGUCUGUGCAGCCAUCAACUGUAUCCACGUCACAGUCUACGUCUCGGAGACAAAGGGCGUCCCACCAAGUAGUCUCUUCGCAGCAGCAGCUACAGCAGCAGGCCGAAGACCAACCUGCUUAUCGUGACGUUUAUUCGCACCCAGCUGCUGUGGCCUAUAAUGCUGCCCACCCAAGACGUACGAUUCCCAAGUUUGGGCCCUAUCUCUUACUUCAAACUGUGGGCGAAGGAGAGUUUGGGAAGGUGAAGCUCGGGCUACACAGUCAAUGGGGAGAAGAAGUCGCUGUCAAGCUGAUACGGCGAGGCAACAUUGACACAUCUGUGCGGAUGUCCAAGGUGGAGCGUGAGAUCGAGGUCCUUCGGACCCUUAAACACCCCAAUAUUGUUCGCUUAUACGACGUGAUUGAAACGGACAAAUAUAUCGGCAUAAUCCUCGAGUACGCCUCUGGCGGCGAGCUCUUUGAUCAUAUUUUAGCGCAUCGGUAUUUGAAAGAGAAAGAUGCUGCCAAGCUCUUUUCCCAGCUAAUUUCGGGCGUCUGGUACAUCCACCAAAAGAAGAUCGUUCACCGCGACCUCAAGCUUGAAAAUUUACUUCUCGAUCGUCACCGUAAUGUCAUUAUCACUGAUUUUGGAUUCGCCAAUCGCUUCGAGCAUCGUCCAGACGACCUCAUGCAGACGAGCUGUGGUUCACCAUGUUAUGCUGCUCCAGAGCUGGUGAUCUCAGAAGGGCUCUAUGUUGGUUCUGCCGUCGAUAUUUGGUCCUGUGGCGUUAUAUUAUAUGCCAUGCUCGCAGGAUAUCUUCCUUUUGACGAUGACCCUGCGAACCCUGACGGCGAUAACAUUAAUUUGUUAUACAAAUACAUUGUCAACACACCCCUUUCUUUUCCCGACUAUGUCUCCACGGAAGCCAGAAAUCUGCUCUCGAUGAUGCUGGUGCCUGAUCCCACACGGCGUGCUGAUCUGCGGUCCAUCAUGGCACAUCCGUGGCUAUCAGCAUACUCAUACCAAUUCCAGAAGACCGUGGAUGAUCUUGAGCACGUCGCAAUGGAGCAGCACCAGCAGAGGAGACUGGCGUACCAAAGGCAGAUGAGGCAAGCAGCCGCCGCAGCAACAGCCAAAGAUUCUGCGAAGGUGUCCCGGACGCAGAGCGCACGAGUUGAAGGCAUCUUAAACAGCGCUAGCACCUCAGGGUCACCGCCAAGGAGCCAUUCCUAUAGAGAUCAGCCUUCUGGCCAGCCAGAGUUAAUCUACGACAGUUCAGUAGAUCAGUCCAUCUAUUCCUCGUCUUCUCCCGCCAAUCCUGUUCCCACUUCGCGUAAAGGGGCAGUUUCUGCCAUCGUUAUGCCGACAACCGUACAAUCAUCCAAUGAUGAUCCCUUCGCAUUGUCUUCGCACGCCGUUCAUACCCCUGUUACUAUAUCCAAGGCUGAUAACACCUCAUCGGCCGGGAGAAGCAGUCGAGAAGGCAGCUCUCAAGGUGCCCCAUCUUCGCGCAACGGUCCUCCGCCAUCCGCUUUACCUCAACCAGAUGCUACAAAGAAGAAAGCUACCAUUGAUAGACAUACAAUCCAGGUGGAGUAUACCGACCAGACCCCGGAGCUCGCUCCAAACUUCAGCCAGUCUAUCACCAAGAAGGGCAGCGCAGGCACCUCAGAUCGCAUCUUCUCCGCCCAAAAUAUCAGUUCUCCUGCAAAGGAAAAGCCCAGCCGCGACUCUUCUUUCAGCACAAACCCACGGCCACUUCCUGCCCCUCCUGCAACCAGCACUCCUUCACGAUCCCAAGCACCUCAACAUUCUUCCUCGACCUUGCGUGCUGCGCAAAAUCGGACGCCUACCGUCUCUGUUUCUCCAGCAAGUCCCUCUAUGUCUACGGAAGAAAAAUCGUUUCAGUCUGUCAAGACAGGCAAUGGUACCAAUUCAAGCGGCUCUGGUUCCAGUCGCCACCGAAAAGGUCUCUCUAUUGACAAGUUCGGUUUGGGCAAGAUUUUCGGUACGAAUAGCGAGCAAGCUGCGACCAAUGGAUCCACGUCCCGCGUGCCAUCGGAGAGCUCUGCUGCCGGGGCCUCCUUUAUUGUGGAGGAGAGGAGGGGCUCAGCGCAGAACAGCGUCAGCGAUGUUCCAGUCUCACAAUCCAAGUCUUCGCUUCUCAGUCCAGGGGGAUCCAACAGCAUCACUGAUGCCGAGUCGAGCAAGAAGAACCGGCGGAACACUCUCACCGUUAUGGUCGAGCCCUUCAGCCGCUCGAUCAAAUCGCGCUCGAAGAAGACGCCUACUGGGGAAACGCCGGUCAAGGAAAACGACAAGAGCGUUCCUCCCUCUGCUAUCGCCUCACCCCAGAAGCAAACCGCUGUAUUCCCCACCCUGGGCAAGAUGCAAGAUGAACUACACUCUGGCAUGGAUAUGGCGGCUUCGACGACGAAAGCCCGGAACGUUAUGCAAUGGUUCAGGAGGAAGAGCACCGCCAAGGCUUUACCAGACGAUUCCGCCGAAAUGUCUGCCUCUCGAAGGUCAGAUUAUCCUUCGCCAACUCCCGGCUCGAGAGUGGACACCAGAAAUGCGGGGUCACCCCGAUCACCUGCUACGCAAGACGUGUCCUUCUCGUUCAGCAAAGCUGGACGCAUUUUCUCAUCUUCGUCCCCGCCGAAAGAUGUCUUGCGUAUCCACCAUGGCGCUGUUGAUCAGACCACUAUCACGACCAGGCCUCCUCCUGAAGUUAUCAAACACGUAUGCCAGGUGCUUGAGGGGAUGGGCAUUGAACUGAAACAGGAGAGCGAAUACAAAUACCGUUGUGUGCGGACGAAGAGGAAGAAGAGUGGUGCCAUUGGCUUGGGAUUCAGUGGAAGCGGUAAUGGGUUGGCUGCAUUCACGAUGGUUGGAUCUGCAGCGUCCAAUGGAGUUGACAAGCGUGGACUACCUGUGCCGUCGAACUCCUCGUCGGCGGGAGGGAUGCUGAAAGGCUUGCUUAUGCGCCGACAGUCGUCCCAGGUAUCUGGCGUAGCGCCGUCACAGGCGUCGAUGGACGAUGACAAUGGCGGCAUGACUUCAUCGCCAGUUGACUCGUCGCCAUCGGGCACUCAUGAGACAGUUUAUGGUGACACUAGCCAGGACGCAGGGGAUGAAGUUCGCUUCUCAAUCGAGUUGACACGGAUAGAUCGUUUGAAAGACACGUACAGCCUUGACAUCCGUCGCUUGAAAGGUAAUCUUAGGAGCUACAAGUUCUUAUAUGACACCAUCAGAGAGUACGUCGCGCCGCGUUCAUUGUCUUUUGGAGUUUCACUAAUCUCGAUUACAGGCGUGCCGAUUUACAACGAUAAUUUGAGGGCUGGAACCCUAAAGUCAUCGACACGCAUCCAUGCCCACUACUCGCUGCCUAUACCCUACUCGUGCUGUAAUCUUUCUCGUUCUGCCUCAAUACUUCAUGUCCCGUGUCUCAUGGUCCUUGCGUCGCUUUCUGGUCUAGUUUUCAUUCCACUUGUGUUCAUCGCUAUCAUAGCUCCUUGGUUUCUACGUAAAGUUUCAUCAUCGCACCUUCUGAGCAUUCACUCAACAUCAUAA
This is a messenger RNA of Suillus paluster, 3630 nucleotides long. RefSeq names its product Pkinase-domain-containing protein. The transcript is spliced from 3 exons. Bases 1 to 3630 code for a protein of 1209 amino acids. NCBI's taxonomy places the organism in Eukaryota, Fungi, Basidiomycota, Agaricomycetes, Boletales, Suillaceae. Gene Ontology annotation, biological process: protein phosphorylation; intracellular signal transduction; microtubule cytoskeleton organization. Gene Ontology annotation, molecular function: protein serine/threonine kinase activity; tau-protein kinase activity; ATP binding. Gene Ontology annotation, cellular component: cytoplasm. The record is from RefSeq and is a predicted model, not a curated record.